This is a messenger RNA of Laetiporus sulphureus 93-53, 594 nucleotides long. RefSeq lists its product as uncharacterized. NCBI's taxonomy places the organism in Eukaryota, Fungi, Basidiomycota, Agaricomycetes, Polyporales, Laetiporaceae. The record is from RefSeq and is a predicted model, not a curated record. The transcript has 2 exons. The coding region runs from base 46 to 432 and encodes 128 amino acids.
GCUGCUUCCAACUAGCAGUAGCUCCGCGAUCGCGAUGCAGUUGCAAUGAGGCGGCGCGCUCGAUACCAUUGUUUUUUUUUGCUCUCGCACGCCCUCAUCCUCGUUGGAGAUCAUGAAACAGGAAACUGUAUCGACAUCGAGGAAGACCGAGGACGCGUCACCCUCCAGGCGACGGAGGAUAUAUUAGUAGAGCACGGCUCAUGCUCUCUGCUCAAGCUUGCCCAAUUAUCACAGAACAGAAAAUCUGUGACUGAGGCGUCCGGGCUGCGGAAUGUAGCAAUUCCACUCCUAAAAAUGUGUUGCCGCGUGGCGACCUCUUACAGGCACACGAGCCUGUCGCUGUCAAAAAAUGUGAAGAAGUGUGAGCAGAGUACUUUCUUACAGACGAGGCAUGUCGCUGUCGGUCAGGUCGGUCAGGCCGGCCACACAUAAUGUGUCCACACGCUAAUGGCUAUAUAUCUAUCCAUGCGUUGUGGCGCGGAUAGGCGACCAAUCACAUACGUGAUUAUAAUAUCUAUGCUGUAUUUCAACAAACGGAUCGGUCGCGAUGCAACGUCUUGCCCUCCCCUCACCCCCUCACCCCCACCUGUCUGC